AUGGCCGCCGCCGGCGAGGAGGCCGUCAGAACACGUACAACUGAUCUUUAUCCCCUAGACCUGGUGAGUUUCACACCAGGGCGUGCUAUUUCCAGUGUCCUUGACCGCGGCCUGGUGCUUCCGAUGACCGGGGACGACGCUAACACGUUCAAGAUGCUCCGCAUCGACGGAUCACUGGUGUCCAAGAAGACUGAUGACAUCGCCGUCAUCGACAGGAGCACUCUCUGCGUCGGACAGAUCGUCGGGUCGGCGUCUGAUAUCGGCGGCCAGAUCGGUGUCGUAACCGGCGUCACCACAAUGCUCGAAGUCGUCCAGUUAAACAGCCGCUACCGACCGACGAAGGUUGUAAUGGGCGCGACGGCUGACGUACGGCGCGUCCGGGCGCUUAGCCCUGGCGACUACGUUGUGUCCGGGCAGUGGCUGGGCCGGGUGGUCGAAGUAUCUCAAGACAUCGACGUAUUGUUCGACGACGGCGCGGUCUGCAGGGUCACCGAUGCAGAGUGGAAGAAGCUAAAACUAGCGAAGCCCCGUAACUACCGUUACCAGAUGAACACCCCCUUCUACCCGGGGGCACGCGUCGUCACCCCUGACUCCUCGGACAUCUUCAUAGACGCGCAAUGGCUAAACGGCCAAUGGAAGCCGGACCGCCAAGAAGGGAAGGUGACCAAAGUGGAGAUGGCCAGCGUCCUUGUCUACUGGAUCGCUUGUGCUGAACUUGGCAUUGACCAACGACUUGUCAAUGAGUUGGCCCCUCCGGCCUACUACAAUGCUGACGACCUGACUUAUUUCUGCUCUGACCCCAAUUGCACGUGGGGUUUAGGCGACCGUUGCUUUCUUAGUACCGACCAUGACGAGCAACAAUACACAAGUUCACAGUCGCCGGUGCCACCACCCACCAUGACCGUCAGCAACACCUACACAUCAGUCGAUGUCUUGUGGCAGGAUGGCACGCGGCAACAUGGGGCAGAAUCAACGGUCACCAACCCCAUGAGUUUCACCAACGACUUCAAUUUUUUUCCUGGGCAGUACGUUGUUGAGAACUCUCCUACUAAUGAUAUCAUCGUUGCCGCGGUUGAUGGUACGGGAGAUGACAUCGUGUGUGGAUCAACAAGGCGCAUUGGGGUGGUCAGAAGCCAAAGUUCCAAAGACCACAUGGUGAACGUGUCGUGGUUCAAGGCGGCGUCCACGUCCACAUGUUGGGAGAUCGAAUGCAACGAUGUCGCAAGUGCAUAUGAUCUCAGAAGGGACCCUGACCACUCGGUUUUCUACGGUGACGUCGUCGUUCGUCUGCUAUCAGAUGUAAGUGAAGGUACACCGGUAGGGCAGCAACAACCACAAGAAAAGAAAGCCUCGAGCAGUCUUUCAUGGGUAGGGCGCGUUGUUGACCUUCAUGACGGCCACAUCCAAGUCAAGUGGGGCGACAGCAGCACCUCAACGGUGUUACCCCAUGAGAUCACUGUCGCUAACAAGGAACACUACACACAACUAGUGCGGGUGCACGGGUGGGCGGAGGAGGACGAUGUCGAUGCUCCUCAAGCAGACAAUGAACAACAUGAUCCAGAAGAUGCUACAGAAAUCGAAGGCGGUAUGAUUGAUGACAGUGUCAUCUCAGUGGAUGAAGUAGAUGGCCUUACUGCAGCCAUUCAGAAAGUGGAAGUACAGGAAGAUCAUAACGCAGAUGAUGAUAGCGACGAAGAAUAUGACCAAACUGUGAUGAUCAAGUCUAAAGAUGCCACUGCAGAUGAUGAUCUGUCUAAAUUCCCACGAUUCGAUGUAGUGAAGAGCCCUCCGGAUCACCAUUACAUUGACAUCACGCACGAGGGUAGCAGCGGCGGAAGGAGGUGGGUCAAGACCGUGCAGAAGGAGUGGAAAAUACUAGAGAACAGCUUACCAGAAACCAUUUACGUGCGUGCCUUCGAGGACCGCAUGGACCUGCUACGAGUGGUGAUGGUCGGCGCAAACGGGACACCAUACCACGACGGUCUCUUCUUCUUCGACCUGCAGCUGCCGCCGUCCUAUCCCGCCGAGCCACCACAAGUGUUCUAUCACUCUUUUGGCCUACGCCUUAAUCCCAACCUCUAUGAGUCUGGUAGCGUGUGUCUCAGUUUGCUCAACACGUUCGGCGGUGAGGGCACCGAGGUCUGGUUGCCGGCUACAUCCAGCAUCCUUCAGGUCGUUGUUUCCCUGCAGGCUCUCGUCCUCAAUGACCAGCCAUAUUACAAUGAAGCUGGCUACGAGGAACUGAUCGGCAAGCCUAUGGGUCGCCGCAACGCACUGCCCUAUAGCGGGAACGCCUUCUUGCUCACUCUCCGAACUGCCCUACACCUGCUGCAUCGAACGCCAAAAGGAUUUGAGCAAUUCGUGAGGGAUCACUUUCGCCAGCGCGGAAGAUACGUGCUCGAGACAUGCCAGGCGUACCUACGGGAAGGUGUGCCUGCCGGUCAUGGGAGCAUGGACCUGUCGUGUUCCAUAGGCUUUAGGACCACGCUUGCCAAACUAGUGCCGAUGCUGGUGGCAGCGUUCACAUACAUUGGCGCCCAAGGGUGCGACCACUACACUGUCACCAGUCACCACCACCAGACAGACGUUCUCGUAUGA
Lolium rigidum is the source of this 2598-nucleotide messenger RNA. RefSeq names its product probable ubiquitin-conjugating enzyme E2 23. NCBI's taxonomy places the organism in Eukaryota, Viridiplantae, Streptophyta, Magnoliopsida, Poales, Poaceae. The record is from RefSeq and is a predicted model, not a curated record. Bases 1 to 2598 code for a protein of 865 amino acids. The transcript has 5 exons.